AUGAUUUUUAUAGGAACGCUUGGAGUUUGCUUAGCAUUUGGAUUCGCAGUAGCGUUUGGAGUCUAUGCGUCGGCCGGAGUUUCAGGGGGGCACAUUAAUCCAGCUGUUACGAUGGCGAUGUUCACCCUUGGAAAACUCGGAAACACAUUCGGGGAAAAUUUAAAGAUGUUCUUUGUUUACUCUCUUUCCCAAAUACUCGGCGCGUUUACCAGUUGUUUCCUCGUUUCUGCCGCCUAUGCUGAUCUUGAAGCUCAUCUGGUUGACAAAAUGAAUUAUACAGCUACUGAUUUGGCUCGACUGUACGUAACUGGACCUUCUGGCGACUUCAACCCUGGCAUGGGAACCCUCUUCAUCGAUCAAAUCAUCGGAACUUGGAUCCUGAUCACAGUCAUUUUCAUGGUGAUCGACGGUCAAAAUGUGAACCCAGGAGGGCUUGCUCCAUUUUUGAUCGGCAUGGCUGCUGCUGUUUCUGGCCUUGCUUACGGUGCUAAUGGCGGUGGCGCGAUCAAUCCAGCACGUGAUUUCGGCCCCAGACUCUUCGCAACCAUCUUCUAUUCCGGCGACGCGACCCUUUGGGACGGAUUCUUUACGGUGCCAUUGUUUGGUCCCUUGAUCGGAGGAUUUAUUGGAGCGUUGACAUACCAAUUCGCUAUUGCUGCGCACUGGCCGUACGAAUCUGCACCUGCGAAGGAACGAGACGAUGUUAGCUUAUAA
Molecule: messenger RNA, 714 nt
Organism: Oikopleura dioica
Lineage: Eukaryota; Metazoa; Chordata; Appendicularia; Copelata; Oikopleuridae
Source: the annotation of a GenBank genome assembly